Molecule: messenger RNA, 514 nt
Organism: Dryobates pubescens (Downy woodpecker)
Lineage: Eukaryota; Metazoa; Chordata; Aves; Piciformes; Picidae
Gene: KRABD3
Product: KRAB-A domain containing 1
Exons: 3
Coding region: 48-473 (141 amino acids)
Biological process (GO): regulation of DNA-templated transcription
Source: RefSeq, a predicted model, not a curated record
GUCACGGCGCACCGGCGAGGCGGGGAGAGGAGCACCCCAGGAGACCGAUGACGCCCGGAGAGGAACAGGGACAGCGCGGCAGGGAGCGAGCAUCGCUGGAAGGCAGCGAGAGCCACUCGGUGGGCAGCGGGGAGCCCCACAAGGAAGCAAGGACCUCCCGGCGGAGAGCGAGGAGCCCCGGCGAUGAGCAGGGACCCUUCGCCGGGGCUUCCUUGUCUGCCACGGCAGGGCAGACGCAGGUACCAGUGACCUUCGAGGACGUCGCUGUCUACCUGAGCCGUGCCGAGUGGGAGGCCAUCACCGAGGAGCAGCAGGAGCUCUACCGCAGCGUCAUGCUGGACAUCUACGAGCUCCUGACCUCCCUGGGCAUCCAAGCAGAGCCCAUGGUGAGAAUCAAAGAUGAGAUGUUUGGUGGGCACCACUGGAGCUCCCAGCACAAGGAUGUGUCCCAGCAGCCCACUGCCUGUGAGUAGGGCUGAGGGGACCAGCUCCUUUGCAGGCUGCUGGUGCAGGA